Annulohypoxylon maeteangense is the source of this 3595-nucleotide messenger RNA. RefSeq names its product Nrap protein. Gene Ontology annotation, biological process: tRNA export from nucleus; rRNA processing. Bases 119 to 3442 code for a protein of 1107 amino acids. The record is from RefSeq and is a predicted model, not a curated record. NCBI's taxonomy places the organism in Eukaryota, Fungi, Ascomycota, Sordariomycetes, Xylariales, Hypoxylaceae. Gene Ontology annotation, cellular component: small-subunit processome; UTP-C complex; CURI complex. The transcript has 2 exons.
GAACAGAGGCGCAUGCGCAUUGACGGACAAUAAAUAAAAGAUCACGAGAAGUUGACUACUAGGUAAAACUAGAUCUAUGUAUUGGAUUUCCCACUCCUAAGAUCUCACGGAAUCAACUAUGGAUUCAAAUACAUCAAAACGACGAAAGAUAGACCACGAAAAUGGAAGUCCGGAUUUCGAGGUCGCAAGCACAACCGCCUCGUCGAUGGGCGCUUCUGGCGCAAGCGCAUUCAUCUUGGAGACGGAAGAAUUGUUGAGCGAAGUAAAAUAUGACUAUAGCAAGACAAAUUCUAGUGUUCAAGAUACUCUACGACGGGUCAAGGACAUAAUCGAAGCUUCGGAACCUCAUGAGCCUCAUCCUAUUGGCGAUUUAUCAGCAAAAUUCGAGAAAUCAAGCCGAAUCACUAUACCUUACCCCGAUCCAGCGCCAGCGAAAGAUGCGCCAUACAAACUCUCUUUCGAGACACCGGCUCAGAUCAAUGUUGUAGGAAGUUGGAUUCAGAAGACCAACAUUAAAUCACAGUCGGAUGUGGCUAUCGACAUGAUUGUUGUUAUGCCUACGUCGAUAUUUCAAGAGAAAGACUAUUUGAACAUGAGAUAUUUUUUUAAGAGGGCAUACUACCUGGCGUAUAUCACCUCAUCUCUUCGUCAGGCACUGGGUCCUACUAUGGAAUUUACCUUUGGUCACUUACACGGAAACUUGCUAUUGCCCAUCCUUGAUGCUCGACCGAAGGACAAAUCAACUCCACCAAUCCGCAUCAUUCCGUGCGCUCCAGAAGAUUUCUUUCCUGCAGCAAAAAUUACUGCUAUUAGCAACGCCAUCAGACAAAGUAAAUCUGAGACUGAUGAAGCUAAGACACCUACCCCCUUCUACAACACAACCCUCAAAGCCGAAAGCCAAUUCACAUCAUACCUACGACUACUUCACAGAACCUCCAAUUCAUGUGCUGCUUUUAACGAUGCAUGCAUCCUAGGACGGAUAUGGUUACAGCAACGAGGAUUCAGUAGUGACCUUCGUGGUGGCGGUUUCGGUCAUUUUGAGUGGGCAGCCUUGGUAGCUCUUCUUCUACAAGGUGGUGGCCGAAAGGGCGAGGCAGUGCUCUCAUCUUCCUUACACAGCACUCAGUUAUUCAAAGCGACUCUGCAAUAUAUCGUUUCGGCGAACUUGCAAAAGAAAGUCUUAAUCAUUGGCAAAGAUGCCCCUGAUUCGGAAACUCUCCGUCAGACCAUGCCGGUCCUUUAUGACGCCGCCCGCGGAAUAAACAUCCUUUACAAAAUGUCACCGUGGUCCAUCUCGAUGUUGACGGAACAGGCCAAGUGGUCACUUUCCGCCAUUAACGAUAGCCCGCUCGAUCAAUUUGACCCCUUGUUCAUCAUCAAAGCCGACCAGCCUCUACAGAUGUUUGACGUGCUGCUAAGUGUAGACAUUCUCACUUCAAAAGAAGGGAUUGAAUCGGUUGAUCGCAAAGGAUUCGUUUCGGACUUCAGCGUCAAGUUGUACAACACGUUAACACGAGCGCUUGGCGACCGUGCACAACUAAUUCAUAUCCACACACCAGAAUCAGCGCCAUGGCCCAUUUCUGCCUCCAUACCAAAGGAAAAGAGGAAGAGCCUUCUUGUUGGAAUUGUUAUAGAUCCCCUGAAAGCAUCUCAAGGCCGUGAAUAUGGGCCUUCAUACGAGCAGAAGAAGGAGGCUGCUCGGUUCCGCGACUUCUGGGGCAAAAAGGCGGAUCUCUGGCAAUUUCAAGACGGCAACAUCGUUGAAAGUCUUGAUUGGUCGGAGUUUUCUUACCUAGGAUCAUCUGGAAUAUGUGAGGGCAUCAUACGGUAUAUCCUAAAUUUUCGACUUCAGCUGGAGGACAAAAACCUCGAAUUCUAUUGGCGAGACAUUCCUAAGGUAAUGGCGUUUACGCCAUCGGACAAGUUGGCCUUUGAUUCGGCAAAACAGGCAUUCGAUAUCGUAGAGCGAGACAUCCGUGAUCUAGAAGACUUGCCUCUGCAUGUAAAGCAGAUGGCUCCUAUCUGCUCAGAUUUGCGGCGCACAUCGCUAAACAUACCAGAAUUCAAUUUCAGACAACCCCUUUUACAUCCGAUGGAGAUUGUGAUCUCUUUCGAGGUUUCUGGUAAAUGGCCAGAGAGUCUAGCUGCUAUCCAAAGAGCCAAGAUCGCCUUCUUACUUAAGAUUGGUAGUUCUUUGGAGGCUCUGAAGGACGAAAUCAGAACACAUCUCGGAAUCGAAGAUGCUGCCCGUGAUGAUGAGAAUUUAGCAUUCUUAGAUAUCGUCUACGAGAACGGCGCUUCUUUCAGGCUUCAGGUGCAUAGCGAUCUCGAAGAAACGCUUCUCGAGAGAAAAACGAAAGAUCAGACAGUCGAACGCCACGUUCGCACAGAAGCCGCCGAUCUACUCUCCAAGUACCGACGGAUGUAUAUAAAUCUCCCACUUCACAACCAAACCAUAUCCACAUUCUGCACCCGAUUCCCCGCGUUAUCAUCUUCCAUCCGCCUCACCAAACAUUGGUUCAACUCUCACAUGCUAUCCUGCCACUUCCGCGAAGAACUUAUAGAGCUAUUCGUCCUACAAGCAUUCCUCAAGCCAUAUCCAUGGCAAACCCCGUGUAGCGCAAUGACCGGAUUCCUACGAACAAUGCUCUUACUAUCCCGCUGGGACUGGCGUGACGAGCCCCUCGUCAUCGACUCCGCAGACUCUCUCUCAACCUCUCAACGUGUCGAAAUCGGCACCCGCCUCGAAGCCUGGCGGAAGAUCGAUCCCAACAUGAACCGCACCGUCCUCUUCGUCGCAACCUCCCACGACGUCUCCGGCAUCGCAUACACACUACACGGACCAACCCGCGUCGUCGCAACCCGAAUGACCAGCCUCGCGCGCUCCGCCUGCAAAGCCGUCCGCGAGAAAAGCGUAGACCUGAACAUCCGCACACUCUUCCAGUCCUCCCCGCGCGACUACGACGUCCUCCUCCACCUCUCCCCCAAGAUCCUUAAGAGCAUCGCGCGGGACGACGCGGUCGCCAGACGCUCGCAGUUCAAGAACCUGGACGCCCCGGGGCCCAUGGCAACGCCGCUUGCACUGCACCCCGCGCGCAUGCUGCUGAAGCGGCUGAACGAGCUGUACGGUGCGCCGUUACUGUUUUUCCACGGGGCGCCGGACGAUGCAGUGAUUGCAGGGUUGUGGAAUCCGUUGCUGCAUCGACGGACGUUUACGGCGCAUGCGCCUUGUUCGUUGAUUAUUGUUGAGAAGGGGGAGGGGAAGAAAGGGAAGGAUGGGAAGGAUAAGAAGGGGAAGAAGAGAAAGGGGAUGGAGAACGCGGAGGAGGGCGAGACCGAAGAGUUAUUCGAGGUUAAUAAGAAUGCGAUUCUCGCCGAGAUCGCCCGGAUCGGUGGGGAUGUUAUUGAGAAGAUUGAGGUUAAGGAGGAUUUGGUGGGUUAAGGGGUUAAGGGGUUGGAGAGAUGAGGACGUGUUUGUAUGUAUAUAAGGCGUAGAAAGGAGGGAUGGGGGGAUAGGAGGAAGGGGUAUAGACUGUACUGUACUCUUUUAGAAGCUCGUGUAGAUGGUGCUUCUUUGGCAAUGAGCUGUAUGAGC